Messenger RNA from Aplysia californica (California sea hare), 4602 nucleotides. RefSeq names its product zinc finger CCCH domain-containing protein 14. The record is from RefSeq and is a predicted model, not a curated record. Bases 154 to 3318 code for a protein of 1054 amino acids. Gene Ontology annotation, molecular function: poly(A) binding; metal ion binding. Gene Ontology annotation, biological process: regulation of mRNA stability. Gene Ontology annotation, cellular component: nucleus; cytoplasm. Lineage: Eukaryota; Metazoa; Mollusca; Gastropoda; Aplysiida; Aplysiidae. The transcript is spliced from 2 exons.
CUAGGCUAUAGCAAAACUACUUCCGCCCAUUCAAUGAAAUGAAAUGGUGCCUCGACGUUCCUAUGAUUCUAAUUCUACAGUGUAGUGGAAAUAAAUAACUUUUGUGUGCUCAUUGGGUUAGUGCACGCUUUGCGUGCAUGAGAUAGUUGCAUAAUGGAAGUUGGUGUAGAGAUAAGCCAGAAGAUUAGAUCUGCCAUAAAGGCGAAAUUGAUGGAAUUGGGCUGCUAUGUUGAUGAUGAACUCCCAGACUACAUUAUGGUUAUGGUCGCGAACAAGAAAACUCGAGCCCAAAUGUCCGGCGACCUGUCUCUCUUCCUCGGAACGAACACAGACACUUUCACAGAGUGGCUUCACGGGUUGCUUGUUAAGUUGCAAGCAAUAAAUACAGAGUCAAGCAAUCAGCAGAGUACAGAUAAGAAUGAGAAGUCAAAAAGCUCAAAGAAGAAGGAAAAAUCCAAAAAGAGCGACUCCAGUAGGAAAGACAAGGAUAAAAAGAGCAAGAAAAGUGACUCUAAAAAUAUAGAUUUAGAUCCUUCUUCAAAGAACUCUGUUCUAAAUACUGAAAAAGAAAGGAGUGUAAAGUCAGUGACGGAUGACGGAGAAAAUGCCCAUUCGGACACAGUUCACGUUUCAAAUUCAGGCAGUAAAGAACCAGCUCCGUCCGAAUCAAGUAAAGUUUCUGAAGAUGUCGAAGAUGUGAGACAGCUUCUAGUGACAGAAACAACGUCUGAUGCGCUAGCUGAGGAACUCGAGACUACUGAAACUGAAGUUGUUGCUAAGGAGUCAAGAGAAGUCAAAGUAACAAACUCUACUAAAGUGAAAUCAAAUGUUGCUGCUUUGAGUUUAAAAUCGGGUCGCCGCUUAAGCCGGAGCAAGAGUCAUAGCCCAGAGAGACCAGCAGUCUCAGCAAGGAAACGCAAGACUCCAAUUUCUGUUGUCAGCAGUGUUAGCAGACCUGGCAAUGAUGAUGAAGAGGAAUAUGACCCUCACAACCCGUCAGUUGGCAGUGUUGCUAGUGUUGUCAAAGUUACGAAUCGCAAGUCAAGUGUCCCACCCGCUCUGCAAGCCAAUAGAGCCCUCCUGAUGAAGGCUAUGACAGAGGCAGAACGAUCCAUUGCGGUGAAGCGGAAGGUGGCGGUCACUAGACCCAUGAGUCGGUCUGACUCACCAGCAGAGACCUACAGUCCCAAGCGCAGAUGCUCCAACCAGGCAGAUCGGGAGGAGACGCCCCCGCCAUAUAUACCAUCCAAGAAGGAAGUGCCUAGUCAGCUGCGCGGAGGCUCCACUCAAGAGUCUGUUCGCUCCAGCCUAGCUCGUAACGACGCUCGUCAUUUAUUAAACAAGGAAGAGCGGAGGGAGCUGAUCUCACGUUCCAGGAGGCAAGAGCUUCUUCAGAGUAUUGGAAUCCAGCAGGAGGAAAAGAAGACAGUACAUAGUUCUUCCAGGCCCCUGGAACGAAAGAAUGAAAAAGAUGUUGUUGCAGGAAAAGUAGUUCACCAGCGGGAGGUGAGAGAUGAACGAAAAUCUGGAGGGAUUAAGAACUUCCAGAUCACGACCCGUUUAGUGUCUGCCCCAGGUUCAAAUGUGGUGCGCUCACGUCAUAGUCAGACUCCCCCGUCGAGAGACAAGCCAGCUGUUUCACGGACCACUGUUGCACCACCAGCUAGGAGUUCUGUCACCUCGCGUCUCGGUAAAGUUGUGUCUGAACGUAGAUCGUCUAGUGCUGGAAGUGACUCUGUUGAUUUGAGGACAAAGCAGUUGUCUUCUAGGACGGGUAAGGUUUCUGCCGAAGUGAAAGAUGGCAGAAAUGGUGGUUCUAGGACUGGGUUGUCCCUACUAGGGAAGGAAGUGGUGAGGAAGCAGUGCGAGGCAGCUGUCAUGUCUGUCAAGGCUGCUCAGACUGCAAAGGUCAGGGCCAGAAGCCCAGACAGCCGUGUCGUGUGUUGUGAUCCUGAAAUUAUUGCUUUGAAAGAGGAGGUGACGGAAGAAAUUGGAGAUUUGGAGGGGAGUGUUGAACUGAUGGAGGGAAAAUUUGAAGAGUCAAGUGACAAAGCAAAAGACGCUAGCAGCAGUGUUGAUGACGAUGCUGAGGAUCUGGCCGAAAUGAUUAGCAAUGACUUUGAGCCUGAGAUUCUGGAGGAUAGCCAGAAUGAUGAGUUCACACUGGAUCUGGACGAUGAUGACAUCAUCAAAGUUGUCGGGGGUAUCGACGAGGAAGGAGGAGAGGACCUGAAAGGUGCUCUGAAACAAGAGGAAUUCAAAAAGGGUACUAGAUUUAUUGUCACCCUUGAUGGAAUUGACGAACGUGAGUUUGAUGAGCAACAAGACUCGUUUGACAAGUUUAAGCUCCCUAUUCUGGGGUCUAGCGGCCCGAGAAUGUCGGCUGAGGUUGUAGGACAGAGGGAGAAUGUUGUGUUGGAUGCUCUCGCCUCUCAGGUUGGGCCGGGCAUGCAUCCAGUCUUGCUACAAGCUCGUCUGCCUCCACAGACCCUUCAUCCCCAGCACGCCCUGCAAGAUUUUCCUCAAUCCACCACUGCCAAGAUUACACCGCCUAAGAUACAGCCGUUUUCCAUCAGCCUCAAAGAUUCAGAUGACGAGCAUGAGAACAAAAUGGAAGCAAAAUCUUACUCUGACUUGUCAGAAUCAGUGUCUGAAGGUGUGUCAGCUGUGAAAAGAGCCAAGCUCUCCGAGCGUUGUCGGUUCUGGCCAGCCUGUGCGGCUGGAGGUGCUUGUGAGUACUGGCACCCCACCACGCAUUGCAAGACCUUCCCCAACUGCAAGUUUGGAGACAAGUGCUUGUUCAUUCACCCCAACUGUCGGUUUGACUCCAAGUGCACCCGUCCAGACUGCCCGUUCACCCACACGAGCAAACGCUCAGGUCUAACCAGCGCAGGUGGGGCUCCCCCUCACGUCAUUGCCAUCCCCCAGUCACAUGUCCUCUUCUCCCCUACCCUUUCCUCCAAAGCGUACGCUGCUGGCUUUGGAGCUGUGCCUACUCGCCUUCCAUCGUCCUCCCUGGGCGGCGGCCAUCAGACGGUAUGUCGCUUCUACCCGAACUGCCACAAUGUGAACUGCUCAUUCCUGCAUCCCAAGCCCUGCCGCUUUGGCCUGUCGUGCCGAACUCCCACCUGCCCAUUCUACCACCCAUCAGUGCCCACGAAAGACAAACUCAAAUGGCAGGCCAGUCAGACGUCCACUCUUCCGAAAGCCCAGGACUCGGCAAUUCUUCUCCACAGUGGCUCUAAGGUUGUUGAUGUGAGUCCGGCUCCUGUUAAACUUUCUGAAGGCCAUGUUAGUGUGUCUUCUACCAGUCAGUAGUGAAUAUAUGUAAUGUAUGAACCAUAUAAAUCACUCUUAUGAGUGUGAUCAUAUUGCAGUUCAAUCUGAUAAAUGGUUGGAUGUUGCUUGAAAGUUGAGAAGUAACUUUUCAGGUUCCUGCUUUUUUAACAGUUCGUAAAUUUUUUUACUAAUUGGUUUGGUCAUAGUCAUAUUUUAAUAUGCUCUUAGAAGAAGUGGUUUAUAAAAAAAAUUUCAUCAGAGUUAAAAGAAGUAGGCUAUGUUCAUAACUUUUGAUCUUCUGUUGUCACUGUCAAUAACUGGUGGAAACUUCUUUCUACAUUGCAAGUUAUUUUCUCUCCUUAGACUCUGAGUAGCUGGUCACACUGAUUUCAUUCAAAUUUUUAUGGGGGGGAAAAACAUGCUUUACUUUACUUUAGUCUCUAGAUUUUUCUUUGCACUGCCUUUUUGGUUGCUCGUGUUGAAAUUGUUCCUCUAAAAAUGUGAAGGACAAUAGUGUUCUAGUAAAUAUGAACUACUAUCUUUUUAUUAAUUUAAUGAGGGAUGAGUUAUUUCUUUGACUUUCAUUUCAUAGUUUUCCAUUGUGGUUUGGAAAUGUGGCAUUCAACAGGACAUAUUUUUAUGUUCUUCUUCAAAGUAUUAUGUAUCUUGUGUAAAAAUACACAAGUUGAUAAAUUUUUGUUUCUUCUUCAUGUGUAAUGAAAUGUCAUCAGGUCACUUUUAAUACACUGAGUUAUAAAUAUAAUAUUAUUAUUAUAUUUUGCAUUUGUAUCACGGCUCAGUGGAAUCGGGCGCUCAUCAAUUUUUGGGCACAUGGGAUUAUUGGUAUAAUCUUAAACUUAAAGCUUGUUCAUUUGUCUUGCUUUUGAUGAAAAAGCUACCCAACUAUCUUGAAUAGAAAAAUGAUAUUUGUGAUUGAAGGAGAUGGGGGGCACCUAGUGUCAGAGGUAAAAAAAAAAAAAGAAGAAGAAAAUGGUCGAAAAAAGUUUGGCGAUUUCUAAAGCUUGAGUUUCCUUGGAAACUGCAAUUUUACCAAAAAAAAUUUCGACAUUUGAUUGUUUUUCAGAAAUAUGUUGCUAAAUGGACGUAUAACAUGUACAUUUAGCGCGCCCCCCCCAAAAAAAAAUCGAUCGAAAUUGCGCAACAGACGGGAAAAUGUUAGUUUCUUCAAUUUCAAUAUUUUGAUGAGUGCCUGAUUUCACCACAUUGCCACCGAUGUUAUAAUAAAGGUUUUUAUUUUGUAGCCACUAUUCAUUCAUGGUUAUCCAUUGGGUUUGUGGUUGUUUGGUUGUUGUUUUUUCAAGA